AUGCCGAAACCAAAGUCCUUUCUAAAAGAAUCCAAAUCUAGGAAGAAGGCCGUGCAGCGGGCUCCAGAAACAGCGGAUGAAUUCCUAGCUGCUGGCGUCGAACAGGAGGAGGGCGGAGAGAAAUGGCGGGCUGGUGAUGCUGCCAAAUCCUUGCGCUUCUUCAUGCGUGCAAUUGCACUUUAUGAUGAAGGCUUGAAGAAGCACCCCCUUGCCUUUGAUCUGGCCUACAACAAAGCACGUCUCCAAUAUGAGAUCACCCAGCACCCAAGAUUGGCUACCCAACUAUCCAUUCCGUUGCUGGAUGCCUUGCGCAUAGCAUUGACAGCGCACCGGGAGGCUCUGAACUUAGAACAAGAUAACGCGGAUGCGCUGUUCAAUACCGCUCAAGUUCUCACAAGUCUGGCCGAGGCCGUGACAGAUGCCAAACACCCCUCAGACCAACAGCUCUCGGAGGCAAUCAAGCUCCUCCAGGAGGCCAUAGAACUCUUCCAACGCUGUCUAGUACUGCAAGAGAUGCGAUAUACCGAAAUGCAGGAGCAAAUGAAACAGAUGGAGUCUGGAGACAUGGGUCCGCAAGAAGAGGAAAUGAGACAGGCUCAAGAAGAUAUGGACACGACAGCCGAGUCGGAAUCCGCAGAGCCACAAGAGCAAUGGGCAGCAGUCAUUGAACCCGUGACCAAGAACACUCUGGUGGACACAGCGGUCGCGCAACUUGAAACUCUCACGACACUGUGUAACCUCCUCACCUUCAACCCCGGGGUGGGCCUUGCCUGGGUAGAAGAAUUCUCAUCAGACCUUCUGCAGAAGAUCCCGACGUUUCUGGAGGGCUCGGAUAGACAAUAUGAGGCGGCUUUGGCCCGGGCCAAGUUUAUGUGUGCUUUGACUGAAGUGGUGUACCGAAGCGGAAGAAUCGAGGUGGAGACUUAUAACAGAGAGAUUGUGCGUGCUUUUGGAUCAGAGCUGGACAUCUCGGCUGAUCCCGACGGGUUGUGCAGUAAGGCUGAUGCUCUUACAUCAUUCAACACAGCACUCACGGAUCUGCCGCCUUCCCACGACCCCGAAGCCUUCGCGAAAUCGCUAGCUUUGAGAUGGCAAGCGUUAUCAUUCGCUUUGGACUCGCUGACUCAGGCUUCAAAACUUCCCGACGCAGACAACUUGCCUAAAAUCCAUUUGGCAAGGGGAGACGCAGAGAUGAAUAGGUGGAGACUGGGACUUGCGCCAUGGGAAUACGCCUUGGCGCAACAGAACGGCGCAACGCUCCUUCGCAAUGCCCAGACGUAUUAUCGGGGAGCUGCAGCUCUAGCAAGGAGAGACGGAGCUAUGGAGGAAACACGAGACGGGACAUGCAAAGAAGCGGUCGCAGCCGCUCUGGCUGGCCAGGGAGAUAAACUGGGCCAACUCAAAGCUACGUCGCCUAAAGAGCUGAUGGCUGUUGCUCAGGACAUUGUGGACGAUGGCUUGCUGGCUCCCGUGGAUAUGGAAGCACUGUUGUCAUAG
Molecule: messenger RNA, 1497 nt
Organism: Aspergillus clavatus NRRL 1
Lineage: Eukaryota; Fungi; Ascomycota; Eurotiomycetes; Eurotiales; Aspergillaceae
Exons: 4
Coding region: 1-1497 (498 amino acids)
Molecular function (GO): protein binding
Source: RefSeq, a predicted model, not a curated record